Messenger RNA from Grosmannia clavigera kw1407, 309 nucleotides. RefSeq lists its product as uncharacterized. The coding region runs from base 1 to 309 and encodes 102 amino acids. The record is from RefSeq and is a predicted model, not a curated record. Lineage: Eukaryota; Fungi; Ascomycota; Sordariomycetes; Ophiostomatales; Ophiostomataceae. The transcript has 2 exons.
AUGGCCGAUUUCGAGUCUAGCCAAGGCGCCUUUACGGCCCUUCCGGUGACGGCAGCAGCAGUGGCGCGCAGCCACACAGAACCAAGUAAAUACCUGACAAACAUCUGCAUACGGUGUCGCUCGUACCCGAGCAGGCUGUGGGAAGAGUACAGGGUGAAAGAAGAACUUGGCUGUCAGGACUGUCUGCCGUUCCACGUCUCGGUUGAGAAGCCUACGUCAGCCACCUCGGAAAACUCGCCAUACGCGAGGCGACAGGUGCGGAAGUGUCUCGCAAUCGCUGAUGAGGCCGUGUCUGCUACGAACGCAUGA